UAUGGUUGAUCCUAGCAAUAAAGAAACAUUUGUUGAUGCUGAGAAGGAUGCUGAUGAUGACGUUGCCAGUCCUGAUUCUAAAGAAUUAGAGAAUAUUUCUAAAAUGAAUGUUGUGACUUAUAGGGGGUUUUUGUUGGCUGGACCGAUUUCGACAAAUGAGGUGUCAUUCGAAAGAGCUCGCCGAGCUGAGUCGAUCGCGGGGUGA
Messenger RNA from Meloidogyne enterolobii, 205 nucleotides. NCBI's taxonomy places the organism in Eukaryota, Metazoa, Nematoda, Chromadorea, Rhabditida, Meloidogynidae. The record is from the annotation of a GenBank genome assembly.